AUGAACCUCGGCAGGGAACUUCGGCUCGUGGCUCAAGUAAGCCGCCGUCUUGCCCAAUCAGCAGCCCCAAAGACGUCGACGGGCAUCGAACAUGCCGAGAGCUACAAGAAGAGCGGACACGCCAGCCCCGCAGCCCCGAAACUCUAUAAAUGCGGUGAAGACUACCUACACUUCAACGUCUAUUCCUACUACGAUUUAGAAACAAAGAUGUCGACAAACCGGGUUCCUCAGCCCACGAACAAGAAGCCUGACGUCAAACCAAGCGUUAAAGUC
Molecule: messenger RNA, 273 nt
Organism: Mesorhabditis spiculigera
Lineage: Eukaryota; Metazoa; Nematoda; Chromadorea; Rhabditida; Rhabditidae
Source: the annotation of a GenBank genome assembly